UCUCCCGCGCAUGCGCUGUAGCAACACCCUGCCUCCUUCCCCUCCCCCGGGGGUGAGGCUGGGGGAGGAGGCUGUAGGUCCGGACACUGAGCCAGGAGAGGCCGGGGACCGAGGCCUGAGUGCAGGCCGCAGGACGGGGAGCUACAGCAUACAGAGACGGCGGCAAGAUGAUGAGGUUCAUGCUGCUCUUCAGCCGGCAGGGGAAGCUGCGGUUACAGAAGUGGUACGUGGCGACGUCGGAGCGCGAGAAGAAGAAGCUCGUUCGGGAUCUCAUGCAGACUGUCCUGAGCCGGAAGCCCAAGAUGUGCAGCUUCCUGGAGUGGAAGGAUCUUAAGGUUGUCUACAAAAGGUACGCCAGCCUGUAUUUCUGCUGCGCGGUGGAGGAUCAGGAUAACGAGCUCCUGACGCUGGAGCUCAUUCACCGAUACGUGGAGCUUCUGGACAAAUACUUCGGCAGCGUGUGCGAGCUGGAUAUCAUAUUUAACUUUGAGAAGGCCUAUUUCAUCCUGGACGAGUUCCUGAUGGGGGGAGAAAUCCAGGACACGUCCAAGAAAAGUGUCUUGAAAGCCAUCGAGCAGUCGGACAUGCUACAGGAGGAGGAUGAGUCACCGCGCAGCGUUCUGGAAGAAAUGGGACUUGCUUGAUACAAACACAACCAUUCCACUUGUUUUUUGCUGUUUUUUUUUUGUU
Messenger RNA from Spea bombifrons (plains spadefoot toad), 690 nucleotides. RefSeq names its product adaptor related protein complex 1 subunit sigma 1 (gene AP1S1). Gene Ontology annotation, cellular component: membrane coat; intracellular membrane-bounded organelle; AP-1 adaptor complex. Gene Ontology annotation, molecular function: clathrin-cargo adaptor activity. Lineage: Eukaryota; Metazoa; Chordata; Amphibia; Anura; Pelobatidae. Gene Ontology annotation, biological process: vesicle-mediated transport; intracellular protein transport. The record is from RefSeq and is a predicted model, not a curated record. The coding region runs from base 168 to 644 and encodes 158 amino acids. The transcript is spliced from 5 exons.